AUGUUUCUCCUAUCUACACAAUUUUCAAUCUGCUUGAUGGUCAUAUUGGCCAUUCUGCUUCAUCCGAACAUAGCAAGUGUCAACUUUGAUGAUCGUCGACUAGCAAAAGCUCUUCGACAGAAACUGUUGGCCUCCAUCUCCCACCCUUUAAAUGAUGAAUUCGAUAAUGUAAAACGAGCCGACGCUGAUCUCACUGAUCGCAUACUCAAUGAUCCUGCUGCUCUAAGGGACUACCUUCGACAGAUUAACGAAUAUUUUGCGAUCAUUGGACGACCAAGGUCAGAGUUUGCCAGCUAA
Molecule: messenger RNA, 297 nt
Organism: Rodentolepis nana
Lineage: Eukaryota; Metazoa; Platyhelminthes; Cestoda; Cyclophyllidea; Hymenolepididae
Source: the annotation of a GenBank genome assembly